AAGCGACUACACCAAAUAUACUCUGCACGUCUGAGGUCUGAGCACACUUUGAAGCGCUAGCUAACUAACUUCGACUGGCUGCUUUUGAGACAUUUUAUUCCCUUUUUGCUUGAACAAAAUGGCAUCGUUCACCCGAUACAGCACAAAAGAAGAUACAUCAGAGGAGGGGGAACUGGAAAGUGAAGACGAUGGAGACUCAGGAGGAGAGAGUUUUCUCGCAGACGAAGAGGAAUUUGUUCCAGAUGAGGAUUUUGAUGAUUACCAACAAGAUGAUGAAGAGCCUAGCACCUCUUCUGGAGGACAAGGUGGCAGCCCCCCUGGUGAAAAGUCUAUCACCUCUGCUGCAGGACAAGAUGCCAGCCCCCCUGCUGAAGAGCCUAGCACCUUACCUGCAGGAAAAGAUGCCAGCCCCCCUGCUGAAGAGCCUAGCACCUCUCCUGCAGGAGAACAUGUGAGGGCCGCUGCUGAAGAUACUACCACCUCUGCUGCAGGACAAGAUGCCAGCCUCUAUGUUUCUACAGAAAGAGAGCAGCCCCCCCAGCAUGGGAGAGCUCGUAGACGGACUAGACGACGAUCUCCUUCUCCACCACACAGCAGGGCACAGGGAUCCAGGUCCAAACGUGCACGACGAUUAUCAAGUGGCUGGACCAAAACCACAUCCGGAUCUCCUCGUAAGCCAAAACCAGUAUACUCAGCCACUUCCUGGAAAACUGAGGAAGAUCCUGAUGUAUGUCCAGAGCAAAGAAGGUUUGUCCCAGCAAGACCCCCCGGACAUAAACUGAACCCGGACAAAACGUACACACCGAUGGACCUUUUCAAACUGUUUUUCAGCAAUGAAGCAGCUCUAACCAUUUGUCAUCACACAAAUAAACAAGCUGCUAAAAACAUUGCAAAAGGAAAAAAAUAUUCAUGGACUAACAUCACCAUGGAGGAGUUUUUCAGGUAUGUGGGACUGACUUUCUUUAUAGCAUUGGUGAAACUGAGUACGAUCAGAGAUUACUGGAAAAAAAACACAAUCUUCAGUGUCCCAUUUCCAGCCAAUAUCAUGGUACGGGACAGGUAUCAGGUGAUAUCUUGGAACAUCCACAUGAGUGAUCCUGAGGAAGAUGUUGAGAAUGACAGAAAGAAAGGGACACCAGAUCAUGACCGCCUGUUUCGACUGAAGCCCCUCCUGGACACCAUCAAAAAUGCUUGCUUAGCAUAUUACCACCCCAGGCAGAACCUUGCGAUUGACGAGAGGAUGGUGGCGACAAAGGCCCAUACUGGAAUGACGCAACACAUGAAAGCGAAGCCGAUCAAGUGGGGUUUCAAGCUCUUUGUUUUGGCUGACAGCAGCAAUGGCUACACUGUGGACUUUACUGUGUACACUGGAAAGUCACAGUUUGUCUCAGGCGUUGGACUUGCAUAUGACUCUGUGAUGUCCCUGAUGAACAAAGAAUAUCUGGGCAGUGGCUUUCAUCUCUAUGUGGAUAAUUUCUACACCAGUCCAAAACUCUUCAAGGAUCUGUUUAACCUGAAUGUCGGAGCAUGUGGCACAUACAGAGGCAAUAGAAAAGAUGUUCCCCACACAGAAUUGAAUGUGCUGAAGAAAAAUGCUCCUAGAGGCUCCAUCAGGUGGAUCCGUGAAGGCCCACUGGUUUUUGUGAAGUGGAUGGACACACGUGAGGUCUCUAUCUGCUCUACAAUCCACCCGGCAUUCUCUGGAAACACUGUGAAGAGGAGAGUCAAAACACGGGGUGGCGACUGGACCACCAAAUGCUUUCCAUGCCCAACACCUAUCAGGGAUUAUAACAAGCACAUGGGCGGUGUUGAUAUGUCUGACCAGCUGAUACAGUAUUACUCUGUACAUCACAAGAGCAUGCGCUGGUACCGGACCUUGUUCUUUCACUUCCUGGACAUUGCAGCCACAAACAGCUACCUCCUCCACAAGGAGCUUUGCAGAGAGAAGCAGGAGGAACCCAUGAGCCACAGGGACUUCCUGCAGGAGCUGACAGCCCAGUUGUGUGGUGUCACAGUUAAAACCCCUCCUGCCCAGACACGCAGUAGCCACGUACCUGUAGCUAUCGCUAAAAUACUUGAUGUAAGCAGGAAGGCCUCGUAUGGACGCAGGCCCUGCGUAAACUGCAGACAGACCAGGAAGGCCAAACAGGCUACCCCCUGGAAGUGUAAGGAGUGUGAUGUGGCCCUAUGUGUCAUUUCAGACAGGAACUGCUUUGAGGCAUGGCACAGCUAACGUUUUGGACAAAAAGGAACUGGGACUUGACUAAAAGAAUGUAAACAGUCUUUAAUCUGUGUUUGCUACAAUGUUGGUUUUUCCCCACUGAUCACCAAGGCCCUAGUCUGGCUCAACGGAUGUACAUUGUGGUAGAGGUUUGGCAAACUAAAAAGUAGCCUAGAUUGGGAACCUGUGCCAUCACGGCACUAAAUCCAACUUGUAUUGCAGGCAGUGUUCGCCAGUAGCGUUACUAGUUUAACCUCUUCUCAAUAGCGUCGCUGUUUUCUGAAUCAAAUAGCUUUUCAUUAGCAUAGCUCUGUUAUUGAUCAAGUAGCGCCGUAGCAUCCACACAAGUUUGUACAUUUCCCCAAGCUUUUCUGAAGCUCAAACACACUGGAGCUAUCUUAAAAUAAAAAUAAAACUGUGCUGCCGAUAAGGAAAUGAGGUGCAUUAUUGCCACCAUGUGAUCUUGAAUCACUACACUCUCAUUAUGGGCUCUCUCAUUGCUCUCACUCAGGAGCGGCUGAGAUAAGUGCGACACCUAGUGGUACAUUUUGGAACACUGAUCCAGUCCGGUGUUUGGCUUGAUAUCAAACCAGUAUUAAUUUUUUAACACCAGCCCUAAUUGAUCCUUCGCUAAGCCCCGCCCUCCUUAGUUACUGUUGCUACGCCUGACAAGCUUUGGUGCCUGGCACGUCUAUUAUACUAUGUAUGCACCGGUGUCAGACAUUCCCAAGGAGAUAAUUAGUAAUUUUUGGCAAACAGGUGAAAUAUCUGAGAGAGCAAGACAAAGGGGACUGCAGUAUGCAUUCGAGGGAUGUAUCCAUGACAUAAUAUGCAACCGAUUAGAGAAUAAUUUCAUCAAAAUUGAAGCUAAAUCUAUAGGUCAUGCCUCAUACGCUGACUAUUCAAAUGGAAUCACACACAUUGAGGAACAGCUAUGUUCAUGCACAGCAGGGGAAGUGAAAUUUGAAAAUAAUCUAAUAAUUAUAAAUCAAACAGCUUAUCCAUAAAUCUUGUGGAAUAAACACAAGACAUUAGCCUGAACACUUUGCAAUGAUAACAUUCUACUGCUUAUAUUUUUAGCGAUUAACAAAAUCCUGAAAUAUAUUUUAAAGUAUGUCAGUGAGCCUCAGUCUUGCCUUUAAUCAUUUUUAGGACAAUUCCGGUUAACCGUUAACAUUUAGGGACCCUCAUUAGGCUACCGUUGAAGUGUGGUGAUAUUUUGAGCCUUUUAUUUGAGCCGAUUUUUGUCUUUACUUUCCCUGUUUCCCCCGAAUACUAGCGUUGUAAGCUAAUCAGCAGUCCACGCUAGCUUGUUUCAAGCUACAAACACAUUAGAUUAGCAUGAAAACAUGUCCCAGAGAGCGAUCGAGUGGGUACACAUCUGUUAUCCCCUAGGUUUAUUUUGCGCCGGAAUUGUCCUUUUAUUUUACGUUCAAAUAUAUGCAUUAUGAACAAAGAACAUAAUUAUUUCCAAGCAAUGCUAUGCUGAGUUAACUAGCUAGCUAACAUUAGCGUGUUCUUGCCUUGGAGCAAACGUACGUAGGUGUUUCUGUUAAUCUUUUGACAUUUAACUAGUUGUGAAUGGGGCCUCCCACACUGCUUGAUCCACGCCCGGCAUUUCUCCCCUUGGGUUUUAGGUUUCGGGAAGGGAAAAAAUUCCACCACCCUGUCCAAACUUUUAGGAUAACGGGUAUCAGAUUUGCACAAUCCAUACACACAACGCUUCGGCAUGUUUCCCUCACUCGAACGCUUGACAGACCUCCCGCACCGAGUUAUGGUUGUUAAGCCACCAUUGGCCUGUGGCGGUUUUCGGGCGUGGAAUAAAGCCCCGCCCAGGACAGUUGUGAUUGUUUUAAAGAAAUAAACAACCUGAUUGUUUGUUUGUUUUUCCGAUCCCAGUAUAGAUAGGUGGUGUAGCCAGACUUUACUACAGCACUGACACAGCGACGUAGAUAGGUUUGACAAUGCGAGACUACCAAGGCCUAGAAAAACAAAUCUCAAAAGCCAAAAGUCUUGUUCACUAUUGUUUUAUGUAUGAUUUUUAAAUGAAUAUCUGUGAUUUAACUUUUUAUUUUGUCUUCAUGAUCAUAUAACUAUACACUCAUGGGACAGCAUACAUAUUCUGACAGCCCAGUUUUUCUUUAAAUAAAAUGUAUAUAACCUGA
Molecule: messenger RNA, 4386 nt
Organism: Perca fluviatilis (European perch)
Lineage: Eukaryota; Metazoa; Chordata; Actinopteri; Perciformes; Percidae
Product: piggyBac transposable element-derived protein 4-like
Exons: 3
Coding region: 119-2233 (704 amino acids)
Source: RefSeq, a predicted model, not a curated record